AGCCCUUUCUCACCGAUCGUCACGAUCGCAAGUGUCGAGCAGUGCAAGAAAAGUGCAAUCCGCGCAAUCCGCAUUCAGUGUUGGGCUUUCUUGUGCUGUGCAUGUGGUGCUUGGUGUCGUGUGGCAUAUCGAUCAAUUCUGUGAGAUAUUUCGCUAUCAUUCGUGGACGGAACAGUGUGUCGUGUAACGUUGUGUGUGUGUCCGCUUACGAAUUUCGAUUUCCAUCAAAAUGGACGGCGAAGGCCCUCCCGAGCUCGUAACAUCGAACAGCUGCCGUAACGAUAAGAAGCUGGUGGCGUUCAUAAUUGAGCGCCGAAUGAGACUAAUCGAAGUGGUGAUGCCAAUGGUGAUGUUUUUUAGCAACGUGAAGGAAAACUUUCGUGCAUUGUGGUUUUACAAUAACUACGAUUGCAAUAUUCCUCCGAAUGCGUCUAGACCUUUGACCACGGCGUAUCGGAAAAGGCGACACCAGAAGCGACUGAACAUGUUAAUCGCCUACAGCACUCCCGGCUCCCAGCUCAAUGUGGGGGGAUACCUGAAGCGAGCUCACAUCUCAUUCUUCAACAAGGAAGACUUCUACUGCUUGUACAACAUAUAUCAUGCAAAGAAGGCCAAUCUGACCUAUGUAGAAUCCAGUGCUUCCGUACCACGUUUGUACAAUAGCGCGCUAGUUCGGGGAUCGGGGUUCGUUAAUCCAUACCCACUAAAAGAACGCUUAGUCGUGAGCUGCUUUAGUCUUGUGGAGUGUAGAGACUCAACUAACUAUGGCCGUCAUCUAAAUGCUCGUCAGAACCUGGCCAGAGGAGAUACGGCACUACGCGAGAUGCCAUUUGUGAGUUUACUUAUAAAGGACUUGUGGAUGCGAUGCCACCAUUGCCUGAUCUACGCACCGCUCGUACUCAUCCCGUGUCAAUACUGCUCGCUGGCGUUGUUUUGUUCAGAGACCUGUCGUGAUCUUGCCCACGAAGAAUACCAUUCAAUGGAGUGUGCCAUUAUGCCGAUCCUUCUUGGGCAGUAUACACCCAUCCAGUUUCUCGCUCUGCGUCUUACAAUCCGUGUUUAUAAAAUGUUCCCCGGUACGUCGGAUGCACUCGAUGCGUACAUUCGUAACCUAUCCGAUGACGACAACGCAAAUGAGUAUAGCACGCCUAGUUCGAAGCCAGAUUAUCGGAAGAUCUACGGACUGACAACCAACAGAAAGCAUUUGUCCAGACAAUCACUAACCAACGAUGGACUGAAAGCAGUCUCGCUGGCUAGGAUGCUCGUGCGAAAACAUGGACUUCCAAACAGCUUUGUGAAACUGCUUGCCGAACUGACUGUGCGCCAUUUGCACAUCCUCCGUGUCAACGCUCUGGUCCUGCAUUGCUCCGUGGAUGAACCAUCGAAGAAUGACUACAGCUCGAGUUCGGUGCCAUACGCGCUAGUUCUGGUUACGACGGGCAGCAUGUUCAACCAUUCGUGCGACGCGAACGUGGAGUAUUCGCUGUCACCUGACGGUGCAAUUAUGUUUGUGGCUAAUCGUUACAUUCCAAGAGGCACACAGAUGCACGUCAACUAUCGUAUCGAUCCCACGGAUACCAGAUAUGCCUUUGAAUGCUACUGCCAGAAGUGUAUUUGGGGACGUGCGCGUCAUGGGUCAACCUCGGAACACAUGGUAUAAUCAUGAAGCAUAACACUGAAUGCAUAAAUGUAGAGAGAUUCAGAAAUGUAUCUGUUUAUUUUUACCUGUGUCGAAGUUGGAACUCAAAGAUUUAUCAAAUUUAUAAUCUGAUAUGUUUAUUACGCGAUUGCGAUUGUCAUAGAAUAUUUUGAUUCCUUAUAACAUCAAAUGUUAGAAUAUCUUGUAUGUUUUGGGUGAAGCGGAGUGUUUGAAAAAUUGCUAAAUUGGUUAAGUAACAUUUUUUUGUCUUCAAACAGUUUAGUUACACAGUCAUUUAACUAAAGGUUCCUCUAAAAUUGAUUACGAUGCGUCUUUGCUGUGGUUUUGUGUAACAAUGAACGUCUUGUUAAGAAUCUCUUUGGUCCCAACAUAUGGAUGAUCAGGAAGUGACACGCCAUCUCAAAUUGCUUCGUUCAAGUAGAGGAAACCGUAAGAAAAAAAUGUUAAAGCGUUCCCCCAGCUGUUUUGGCCAUAUCUGCUUCAAAUUAACAUAUAAUUGAAAAUAUCAUUAACUUUCAAGAAAAUUCACUUAUUUUUCAAUGCAUACGCCAUUCAAUGAUCUUUGAGAGAAUGCAGGAGAGAGAGAGAGAUAUUCACUCUUAUUAACUAGACUUACUAAAACAUAAUACGAUGUGAGGAAUAUACAUAGGUUCUAGGAAAUGCAUAAUGGUAAUCCUCGAUUCGGACGAAAUGUGUUGCAAAAUUCUGAAAUAAAUAUAUUAUUAGCUUUGAAAAUACUAUUUUAUGUUGCGUAUUAUUGUAUUACUGAUGAACAUAUCCAUGAGAUAGCCAAAUUAUUAUAAGGAUUCCAACGUUG
This is a messenger RNA of Anopheles stephensi (Asian malaria mosquito), 2477 nucleotides long. RefSeq names its product SET and MYND domain-containing protein 4-like. Gene Ontology annotation, molecular function: protein binding. Lineage: Eukaryota; Metazoa; Arthropoda; Insecta; Diptera; Culicidae. The coding region runs from base 230 to 1660 and encodes 476 amino acids. The record is from RefSeq and is a predicted model, not a curated record. The transcript has 2 exons.